This is a messenger RNA of Anopheles cruzii, 1810 nucleotides long. RefSeq lists its product as uncharacterized. The transcript is spliced from 5 exons. The coding region runs from base 120 to 1670 and encodes 516 amino acids. NCBI's taxonomy places the organism in Eukaryota, Metazoa, Arthropoda, Insecta, Diptera, Culicidae. Gene Ontology annotation, molecular function: protein binding. The record is from RefSeq and is a predicted model, not a curated record.
AUUAAAAAUAUACUCGUGCGGUGAUCUCACCGAUUAAAUUACAACACUAAACCAAAUCAACAGCUUCCGAUCGUCUACGAUACAAAUUUGAUUUUGCGCAGUGAACAUUCGUGAAAAACAUGAACCUAAACGAUUUGCCCGAUGAAGUUUUAGAGCAGAUUUUCGAUCACCUCGAUCUGUACGAGCUGAAGAUAGCGUCGCUAGUUUGCAGUCGGUGGGCGAAAGUUACUUUUUCUGGCCAAAGGAUGGACCGUGUGUGGUUCGUGCUUGGUGGUGCAGAUUGGAAAUCUUUGCUCAAGAUCAAAAGGCCCUAUCGCAAUAUUCGUCAUUCAGAAGGUCCGUUUGAACGCCUUUCACGGUUUCUGCAAACGAUGAAGCUUCCUGUUCGAAUGUUGCAAUUUGAUUAUGUAUUAACUUUCGAGGAAUUACGAUUGAUUCUUCUGAAAGUUCCUGAACUACAGCAUUUCUCCAUUAGAGAUUACAUUGACUACAACUGCAAAACGAACGAACCAUUCCCGGUUUUAACGAAGCUAAAAUGCCUCAACCUAAGCAAUUCAGGCAACAACCAAUUUGAUUUCUUCCGAAUGAAUGUCGCAAAUUUGCAGAGUCUUUACAUGACCUGCGCGACAAAUCGUGACCUGGAAGCAUGGAGAUACAUGAGUGGGCAGUUAAAAUUCGUUUACGUGUAUGAGUCAAAUUCAACCUAUUUUUCUCUAUUUCUUGAGCUUACGUUCCCACAUCUAGAGGAUUUUACCAUGAGAAAUUUUUCUGGUGUGACGGCGGAAACGAUAGCUACAAGCAGAAGUCAUGGUUUUUUUCGAAGACACUCCUUGCUUCGAAGACUUUCCGUCUCUGUGCCUAUUUCAGUAGAAUGGAUUCGAAGUAUUGCUAGCCACUGUCCUGAGCUGACGUAUCUGUCCCUUUUUUUGAUGAAUCCGGAAGAAGGUAUUUUAGAAUCGCUGGUGCAACUAACUAAACUACGGCAUCUUUCAUUUCUCAGACCCCCAGUAACAUCGUAUUAUUAUCCGGAGAGAAGUCUAUACCCCAAACUGGAUACAAAACUGUUUCGCGGAACCUUCAAAUCACUCGAAUCAGUUGAAUUUGAAAUGCCUCCCACUCGCGUUUUUCUCGAGAACUUUUUCGAAACUGUGCCACAAUUGAGCUGCCUGCAAAUCAACUUCGUAUAUUCCGUGCACCAAUUUCAAUUGGAUAUUGAGUUCAUCUGCGAGAAUUUCUCGUAUCUUCGACGCUUACAACUUGAGUUGGGUGGACAGACACCAGCCGACAAUUCUGUUAGAAUUGACAGAUUGGAACAUUUAGAGGAACUUAAAAUAUGUUACGCUAAGGGCAUUAGCUUCAUUCAUCGCAAUAACGUUCGGUGCUUGGAACUAAUUUUUCCCAAGAUAAAUAACAAGGAUCUUGACCAGAUAGCGGAAAAGUUCCCCCAGCUGAACAGAUUGACCAUUUAUCACUGCCACUGGCUGCGGAAGUCCGAGAUCAUACAGCUACAUGAAUUGAUGCCCUCAUGUAGAAUCGACUUCGGUUCACUACGUUUCUAUCCACAACCAUAUGUGCGUCGUUCGACUCGUAUAAAGCACGAAACUCCUAAAGCACGCAUAAUCUGUAGACGGAAAUGUAGACGCAUCGAUUUCAAUGAAUAUAUUUCUUAAGCUAAUGCCACACGAAGCGUAAAACCGAGCGUAAACACUGUCUGCAUACGCUUUGUUUACAAACAGAGGAUAAUGUAAGUUCUUAUGCUGUAAGUUCUUUGCUGGUACAGCAACAAAAUCUAAAAAAAACAGAAAUAAAU